Molecule: messenger RNA, 2215 nt
Organism: Bombyx mori (domestic silkworm)
Lineage: Eukaryota; Metazoa; Arthropoda; Insecta; Lepidoptera; Bombycidae
Gene: CSP15
Product: chemosensory protein 15
Exons: 2
Coding region: 1664-2086 (140 amino acids)
Source: RefSeq, a predicted model, not a curated record
CUCAUUAAUGAAGUAAAUUUAAGAAAUUGAAAAAAUGUAUUAAGCUCUUUUGUGUUACAAUGGAACUCACGAUUUUCUAUUUAAUAUCUGACUAAUCUUAAAAACUUUUUCGAUUUCAACCUUUAAACAGUGUUUGUAUAAUUGUUUAGUACACUGUAUCUAAAUAUAGUUUUUCCUCAAGUACAUCAAAUGAUGACUAUAAUAACAACCCAACACUCUCAAAACAUUGUUAACAUGCAGUUUGCAAACAUCCAUCUUAUAGGUAAACAUAUUAUUAUACAUAUAUAUUGUUAUUAUAUAGACUUAAAAUAGAUUUAUGCUUUGAUAUUUAUCAGCCCACAAUCGUCCACUGCUGGACAAAAGCGAGUCUUUAACUCUCUCAUGGGCUUACUCCAAGAAAUAAACGAUUUAGUAAAUAUACUUAAUAAGGAACAAAAAAGUGACCUUUCUUAAUAUUUUAAAACCGUCUAAAUAAAUAAAUCUAGACGAACCAGUGCUCAAAUUUACAAAGGUUUUAAUUAUACGCCGGCUAAUCAUUAUAUCGCAAAGUCGCCGUGUUGGUAAUGUUUGGUGGUAUGUGUGAGUCAAACUCGAACUAAGAUUUCUCCACUUUUUUAUUUUAUUAAUCCUUUAUGAUCUGAUACCAGCCACAAUUUACUGUUAUGUUUAAAAAAGCAUCAAGCAAGCAAAGAUUUGACACAGCUUCAGAUCUGUAUUGAACAUAGAAUUGUUUAGGUUUCUUUGAUUUUACCUCAUUGUAUAUUUUGUGUAGCACUAGAACUUGCAAGCUAAUCGCCGGUCGGACACAGCUAGGAAUUAGCAUAAUUUCUACAUGACUUGAGUGUAAGUAAUGUAAUGACAUCUAUCGGCGAAGAGAAAACAAAUUCUACCAACAAUUUGAAUCACGCUACCAAUAAUUUCGGGAAAACCUUUACCGUAUAAUAUGGCGAUUUUAUUGUCACUUUAUUAUUUCCGUCGUUUCCAGUACUUUAGUUUUUCUAUGCACUGACGACACUCACAUGAAGGAAGUAUUUUUCCAUAUAAGUAAGUGUUCCUACUGAAACACACAUAUAUGUAUGCAUUAACUCGUAUAGGUAGCUAAGUUUCCGAUGCAGUCCUGUUUUCGCUGCGAUUGCCGUCAGUAAUAUUAUUACAUUAAAUACACUAGUAAGACGCAUAGCACAAUUAUUUCCGCUGCUUUAGAAAAUCUAAAAUUUUCAUACGAUGCCAACGAAAAGUUUACAAACAUUACAUUUAUAAUAAAUAGCUUUCCGCUUUGCCUUAAAUAAGUUUUUUUUUGUUUUUUCGACGAAAAAAAAUCUAUGAUUGGCUAUAAUUAAACCCAAAUGAUGUUAGUAAGUUUUUUAGAGUACCGCAAAUAUGUAUAAGAAGGAGAUUAAAUCGUCACGCUUGGCAAGUCACGUAUGAUGCAACUUAGAAUUAAAAUAAUAGUAAUUGCAGGUAACUUAAUUACCCGACAGUUAUGUUAAUUUCAAAUAUGUAUGUGUGUAAUGGAACGUUCCGGACAUUAAAAAAGCACUUGAUUUUUUUGUGAAUCGUCUUCCUUGUAAAUAUUAUUGAAGGUCAAACAAUGCGAAUGUUUUAAAUCCCAGCAUUUAAACAGAUAACGCCAUUUGCUUUACGUCUAUUAUGAGAUCAAUUGAUGGGUGAACACAUUACGAUCAUGAUCGAGAACUUUUAUUCAAAGUGUACGAUUAGUAAAUCUGUGUUAUUCUUAUGUUUAAUAUUUUUACCGUAUGCCCUGAAUCAGAAAUAUUACGAUUCGCGGUACGAUUAUUAUGAUAUCGAUCAUUUGGUACAGAACCCGAGGCUAUUGAAAAAAUAUUUGGAUUGUUUUUUGGGUAAAGGACCUUGUACGCCUAUAGGAAGACUGUUUAAACAAGUCAUGCCUGAAGUGAUUACUACAGCCUGCGCCAAAUGUACUCCGACGCAAAAGCGAUUCGCCAGGAAGACGUUUAAUGCUUUUAGAAGAUACUUCCCUGAGACGCUCAUGGAGCUCAGAAGAAAAUUUGAUCCUGAAAGCAAAUAUUAUGACGCCUUUGAAAAAGUAAUCACUAACGCAUGAUCAUCAAGAACAAUCUUUAAAUUAAGGUAAGCAUUGUUCUGGAACCGUAUUAUUAAACAUAACUCAAACACACUCAGCUUAAAAUAUUAUUAUCUAUGCUUAGCAAAUAAAAUCUAUGUUAUUAAUCUA